Messenger RNA from Schistosoma turkestanicum, 1044 nucleotides. The record is from the annotation of a GenBank genome assembly. Lineage: Eukaryota; Metazoa; Platyhelminthes; Trematoda; Strigeidida; Schistosomatidae.
AUGAUUAUUCUUCAGCAUUUGGCUUUGGAGAGAUUGGCUGACUUGGUGGCUACCAAUCAAGAUGUGAGGUCUUCCGUAUUUUCGCUCAGUCAUUUGGGUGGUAGGCCUGCAUUGUGGAAACAAAUAAGUAGUUUAUGUUUUCAGUUAAUUGAGCAGUUUGUAACAAGUGUUCAUAAAACAAAUACCCAUGGGGUUAACCUAAGUACACCUCUUUGGCCUAAAAAUGUUGAUUUCAAGUAUAAACAGUAUUUGCCGUCUUCAUUUGAAUUAAAUCCGCGUCAACGCGAUGUUGGCAAAGUAAAACUGUUAUCUACUGAUGUAACUGUGUCGAAUAUACGGCCAUCUGGGUCGAUAAUUGCUCAAAAUCUGAUAAAUGCUGGUCGCUUCCUGCUUACUAAGGUAUACACUCGAUUGUAUCGAACACAACUUUUUAGUUUUCUGUCUUCAGAAAUACCAUAUGCUUCAACAGCACAUCUCUUUUCAACUGCUACAGAUAUCGAUUAUGCAGACGACUUCGACAAACCAUUAGUACGAACAAGUGGUCAAGUUAUUAUCUGGGCAACAGAAAUCUUAGCUUGUUUGACAUUAGCUGCUUACAACGAAGACAAUUUUGGAUCGGUUCAGCAGUCUCUUGGACGAAUCUUACUGCUUUUUGCAGAUGGAUUAGAGGCAGUUGAGAAGCACUUGAGAUUAGUUGGUAUGCUCUCCACUCACUACAAACAAACGAUGAACUGUUCAGUCUCUGAUAGCUUCUAUACGAGUACAAUAUCAUCUGCCGGAUAUCUUCAAACCCCAUUAAGAAGCUCGAAACAACCCUCAAGCAAUGCAUUUCCCUCAAAAGAUCUAUGUAACUUAACAUAUUACCGUUUCGCAUCCGAUCCCAGUCUUCCAUGGCGUGUUUAUGCAACGUUUUGUUGGGCUCUAACAAAUUGCUUAAGUCAAUAUGACGAUUGUCUUGCGACUUUAUCACUCAACAAUAAAUCAAAGGAAAGAUUACAGCUACUGAAAGCAUCUCGUUGUACAAUGAGGGAAAACUCAAAUUGA